Sinocyclocheilus anshuiensis is the source of this 941-nucleotide messenger RNA. Its product is annotated as bolA-like protein 1. Lineage: Eukaryota; Metazoa; Chordata; Actinopteri; Cypriniformes; Cyprinidae. Gene Ontology annotation, cellular component: mitochondrion. Bases 120 to 557 code for a protein of 145 amino acids. The record is from RefSeq and is a predicted model, not a curated record. The transcript is spliced from 2 exons.
AUGUCAUCUUAGCCGCCCGCCUUCUAAACAGUGAAGGACUGUCUGCAUGAAUCGCUUCCUGUGCGUGCGUUAUACAAAAACAACACGCUGGAGGCGAAACCUGGUCUGGUCUGUGCCUGAUGCUGUCCAGUGCACUUCGCUGCCUGCGUCCCUCCACCUGCACACUUGUCUUAACCAGACAGCUGACCCAUCACCGGCCCCACAUGGCUCCUGUAGAGACCACAAUACGGGCCAAACUGACCCAGACCCUCAAACCUGAGCAUCUGGAGGUCAUAAACGAGAGUCACAUCCAUGCUGUGCCCGCUGGUUCAGAGUCCCACUUCAGAGUUCUGGUGGUGAGUCCUCAGUUUGAGGGUCUUUCCCUCUUGCAGCGUCAUCGGCUUGUAAACGAGACCCUGCGGGAGGAGCUCAGCAGCUGCAUUCAUGCGCUCGCCAUCCAGGCUAAGACGCCACAGCAGUGGAGCAGCAACCCCAGCCUGGCCAAAAGCCCCCCAUGCAUGGGAGGAUCCAAACAUGAUAACACAAUCACUGAGAAACUGAAAGCGGGCCGAGACUGACUGUCAUUUCAGAAACAGAAUCUCAGUGUUGAUGGGUAUUUAAUAUUAUAAUAAUCAGAUAAGAAGUUAAUCAGUUGGUUUUUUGCACAUUUAACUCAUGCAUAUUUCUCAUCUGGAGCUGACCGGGACUAAUACUUAAUAAUUAAUUGAUGUCAUACACACAUUAUUAUUAUUAUUAUUAUCAUUAUGCAAUUUGUUCUUAUUAGCCUGGACUGGUUUAAUACUAUAAUAAAACAUGAUUUUUGCACUUGGAAUAAGAAAUAAUGUAUAGCACAGCCCUGCAUUUAAAAAAAACAUUUCUGCUGAUUUGCCAAAAAAGGCCUAAUGUUACCUAAUUUGAUGAUGAGUUCAAAAAUAUCAAUAAAACUACAGUAUUUUUCCUUA